Molecule: messenger RNA, 1763 nt
Organism: Triticum aestivum (bread wheat)
Lineage: Eukaryota; Viridiplantae; Streptophyta; Magnoliopsida; Poales; Poaceae
Exons: 2
Coding region: 110-1549 (479 amino acids)
Molecular function (GO): protein binding
Source: RefSeq, a predicted model, not a curated record
UUCAGGGUCGGCCAAUUUGGGCUGAACCAAAGCUAUAUGCCGCCGCCGCCGGCAGGCAACAUCCAAACCCUAACCCCACGUACAGAACGUGGCAAAUAACCAGGCAGCCAUGGAAGAUCUCCCCGAUGAAUUGCUCGCGGACAUCCUCCGGCGCGUUCCUCCACGGAGUCUCGCGGUGUGCCGGAGCGUCUGCAAGCACUGGUGCGCCGCCGUCGACACCCACGAGCUGCUCCUCGCGGUCGCGCACCGCGUGCCCUGCGCUCUGCACGGCAUCUUCGUCAACUACGUCAACGUGCGAAGGUCCGGAUUCUUCUCCCGCAUCACGGCCGGGACUACCAGCCAGCCCUCUAUCGACGCCAGAUGGUUCGCUUCAUUCCCUGGCCAACUGACUCGCCACCGUAGCGUCCUGGAUCACUGCAACGGCCUCCUCCUCUACGAGAACAAGCAGGUGCAUGUGUGUAACCCCGUGACACGCAGGCGGGCAACGCUGCCUGCCCCGCCACGCGCACAAACUCCCUACAGCCACUUGCCCUACUACCGCCAUCGUAUGUACCUAAUGUUCGACCCAACCAUGUCGCUGCACUACCAUGUCCUCUUCUUCCCUGAUGCUCCCGACAGGCCAAAGCCACCGUAUUUUCAACCUGCGGGUGUGUCACAGUCUAUGAGAGCAAAUCACGAGCACGAGUGUAACACCUUGGGUGUAAUGGAAUGGCCACCGUACGUGUACCCGCUGCAAGUUUUCUCGUCGAAAACUGGCCGGUGGGAGGAGAAACAAUUUGUUCGUCAAGGUGAUGCGGCGGUUACCGUGUCGGAUGUGUGGUCAGAUGGAUCUUCACCAAUUAGCUGCCAAGAUGGGCUUCGACGCCAUGCAGUGUACUGGCGGGCAUCGUUCUAUGUAUAUUGUGACACCGGUUUCAUUAUGAGGUUGUCACUUGAAGACCGAAUAUAUUUAGCGAUCAAAACCCCAAGACAAGAUAUAACAGGGUGCAAGAGACAUCUUAAGACAUACGAGUAUCUCGGAAAAUCCAAGCAUGGUGUCUACUUCACCGCUUUCCAUGGUUACCAACUUCAGGUAUGGGUACUAAGGGACACAUUAGAAUCAUGUCGAACUCCUGAGUGGGAGCUGAAGCAUCAAGUGGACCUUGAGCCUAAGUUAAAGCUACACUAUAACAGACACUUCAGAAGAGAAAAGUAUGAAAAGUGUUGGAUCUUAGAUUCUUGUGAUGAAGAGUCCGAGGAUAGUGGACACUAUGCAUGGGAUUCUAGUGAUGAUAGCGUCAUUGAUGUUGAAGGAGGUAUUAAUAUGGAUUACAAAGAUUAUUACUUUGCCGUUGACUUGCUGGGGUACCAUCCUUACAAAGAAAUUGCUUUCAUGGGCAACCGUUUCCAAGGAUUUGCUUACUACUUGGACAACUCCAAGUUACAAUACUUGGGGUCACCUUACCCAGCAUACCUAACCAAGCAUGAUCGUCGUUUGCUACCCAUGCUUGAGUCAUUCAUCUACACUCCUUGCAUGGAUGAUCUGCUUCCUGUUCAAAAUGAUGCAUGAUGAGCAAGUUCUUAAUUUAAUUAGAUAUUAAGUAGGUUAGCAAUAUGUUUUAGGUGAGAGAAUAAUCAAAUGGUGGAUGGUGGGAUGCUAUAUAUGUUUUCUAUAAUUGAAUAAUGUUCUUUUUUAAAGAGGUGCAACUUGAUUCUUGUUACUUUUUUUGUCGGUUUUCUCCAUAUAGUUUUGCUAAAAAAUAUAUCGAUGUGUUUGGUUUUCA